Messenger RNA from Betta splendens (Siamese fighting fish), 1837 nucleotides. RefSeq names its product wingless-type MMTV integration site family, member 8b (gene wnt8b). The transcript has 3 exons. The record is from RefSeq and is a predicted model, not a curated record. Gene Ontology annotation, molecular function: cytokine activity; frizzled binding. Lineage: Eukaryota; Metazoa; Chordata; Actinopteri; Anabantiformes; Osphronemidae. Gene Ontology annotation, cellular component: extracellular region. Bases 229 to 1368 code for a protein of 379 amino acids. Gene Ontology annotation, biological process: cell fate commitment; neuron differentiation; canonical Wnt signaling pathway.
AUCUGAGCAAGAAGAACGUUGGAGCUCAGUUCAGAUUGUCAUGAACUUAAAUGAGCUUUUUAUCCAUAAUUAAUAAUCUUGAUUAUAUGUUAUUCACUUUAAAAUCACAAAAGAAUCAUCUUGAGGCGCUUUACACAUUAAGAUCAAAACCUUAAAGUCUAAAAAUCAAGAGGAAAAGAUGUGAUGUCCACAAUGAGGGCAGUGAGGAGAAGGCAGAUGUGUUAAUGCAUGUGUGACAUGAGUGGAUUUGUGCAUGUACAAUAUUGUAUUCACAUUUACGUGAAUACACAUAAAGCACGUUUUAGGCCUUUACCUCAGAUGAAUCCCUGUUGUCGUGGCUUCCACUCACGUGGCGUCGUCCUGUGCGUGUCUCUGUCUGCGCCGCUGCAGGCGUAUCUGAUCUACUCCAGCAGCGUGGCUGCAGGAGCGCAGAGCGGCAUCGAGGAGUGCAAGCACCAGUUCGCAUGGGACCGGUGGAACUGCCCGGAGAGAGCCCUGCAGCUGUCCACGCACAGCGGCCUGCGCAGUGCCAAUCGGGAGGCGGCGUUCGUCCACGCCAUCAGCUCCGCCGGCGUCAUGUACACCCUGACCAGGAACUGCAGCCUGGGCGACUUCGACAACUGCGGCUGCGACGACAGCCGCAACGGGCAGCGCGGCGGCCACGGCUGGCUGUGGGGCGGCUGCAGCGACAACGUGGUGCUCGGCGAGGCCAUCUCCAAGCAGUUCGUGGACGCGCUGGAGACCGGCCAGGACGCCCGGGCGGCCAUGAAUCUCCAUAACAACGAGGCCGGACGCAAGGCUGUGAAGGGGACCAUGCAGAGGACGUGUAAGUGUCACGGGGUGUCGGGAAGCUGCACCACCCAGACCUGCUGGCUGCAGCUGCCGGAGUUCAGGGAGGUGGGGAACUACCUGAAGGAGAAGUACCACCGGGCCCUGAAGGUGGACCUCCUCCGCGGAGCCGGGAACAGCGCGGCCAGCAGGGGGGCCAUCGCCGAGACCUUCAGCUCCAUCUCCCGCAAGGAGCUCGUUCACCUGGAGGACUCCCCCGACUACUGCCUGGAGAACCGCACGCUGGGCCUGCCCGGCACCGAGGGCCGCGAGUGCCUCAAGAAGGGCAAGAACCUGAGCCGGUGGGAGAAGCGCAGCUGCAAGCGGCUGUGCGGCGAGUGCGGCCUGGCGGUGGAGGAGCGCAAGGCCGAGAUGGUGUCGAGCUGCAACUGCAAGUUCCACUGGUGCUGCGCGGUGCGGUGCGAGCAGUGCAGGAAGACGGUGACCAAGUACUUCUGCGUCAAGAGGGGGGCCCCGCGGGGCCGGAACGAGAGCGCCGGCGGCCGGAAGAAGAGCCUGAGGCUGCGGAAGAAGCACUGAGCGCCACCAUCAUCAUCAUCAUCGUCAUCGUCGUCGCCGUCGUCGUCACGCUCGGAGCCCGUCCAGAUAAAAGCCAGUACAAACACAAUGUUUGGCAUUAAUGUAUUUAAAAUAUAUUUUUUUACUUUUUGAAAAGUCGCUGGGCAUUUAAAGCGUAUUCCUCUGACUUUAAAAAAAAAACCCUCCACAGCUUGAUUAUUUAUUAUCAAACACGACAAACUUGGGGAGAUGAUGAAUGAUCUAGUUUGAAGCUGUCGGGUCACACUCUCAGCCCAGAAGCCCGGCUUCAAGUUCAUUUUCUUAAACAUACCUUGACCUUUGACCUUUGCUGCCCACUCCAUGUAUUUAACUGUAUAUAAAAUGAAGCACUUUGUACUGUACAUUUUUAAUUUAUUGCACAGCAUUUCCUAGUUGUACCUCAGUCUUAGUCUACUGUGUGAAAAUGUAAAGACCAAUAAAUCCUGUAUCA